Sporothrix schenckii 1099-18 is the source of this 540-nucleotide messenger RNA. RefSeq lists its product as uncharacterized. The record is from RefSeq and is a predicted model, not a curated record. The coding region runs from base 1 to 540 and encodes 179 amino acids. The transcript has a single exon. NCBI's taxonomy places the organism in Eukaryota, Fungi, Ascomycota, Sordariomycetes, Ophiostomatales, Ophiostomataceae. Gene Ontology annotation, biological process: regulation of transcription by RNA polymerase II. Gene Ontology annotation, cellular component: mediator complex. Gene Ontology annotation, molecular function: transcription coregulator activity.
AUGUCCGCCCCCGGCGCCACCAACGGCGGUGCCGGCGCCGACCAGUUCGGCGACCUGCUCGACCGCGAGUCCCAGCUCAUCGCCCAGUACAUGCAGCACGCCAGCGCCCUCGUCAUGGCGGCCACGUCGCGCGUCUCCAACCGGUCCACCAUUGGCGAGGCGGCCGCGAACCGUCUGCGGAUCGACGCCGAGGUCGCGGGACUGCUGCGAACGGCUGAGAACUUGUGCACCCUCACACGCCGCAUCCGCGAGCUGUGGAUCGUGGGCGCGCUGCGGGCGUCGGGCGCGGGCGACGCCGAGGCGGAAAGCAAGAUUCGGAGCGACGUGGCGCCGCUACUCGCACAGCUCGAGGGCAUGCAGCAGGCGACGCGGACACGCGAUUUGGGGCGAUACGGGACCUACCAAACGACAGCCACGGGUGGACCGGUGCCGCAGCCGACGCAGGUACAGCAGGCACAGCAGACACAACAAGCUUCACAACAGUCACAACCACCGUCACAACCACCGUCACAGCCACCAGGCGAGGCAACAGCAUCAUAG